CGACGCCAUUGGCCGGCCCGAGUCCAGCCUCGGUUCCGGGCCGCCGGGAGGACGCGGUGGCGGCCCCUGUGCGUGUGCGCGCACGAGCUUUCUCAAGAGACCGGCCUGGAUUCCGCGCCAGAGACGGUUCUCCUCCCGCACAGCCCAGAAUGGCCGCAGCCCUGGAGCCCGAGGAACAAAGAGGACUUGGCGUAGCGAAGGCGGAAGGCCGUUGCCGGGGACGAGACUGCGGCCCACAAAACUACAGUCCCCGCAGGAGGGAAGUCUUCCGGCAGCACUUCCGGAGGCUCUGCUACCGGGACGCCCCCGGGCCCCGGGAGGCUCUCGCCCGGCUGUGGGAGCUGUGCCGCCGGUGGCUGAGGCCGGAGUGCCACACCAAGGAGCAGAUUUUAGACCUUCUGGUGCUGGAGCAGUUCCUGAGCAUUCUUCCCAGGGACCUGCAGCGCUGGGUGCAGGCGCACCACCCGAACACCGGGGAGGAGGCGGUGAGCGUGCUGGAGGACCUGGAGAGACAGCCGGACGAGCCGCGGAAGCAGGUCCCAGCCAGUUCAGAAAGACAGGACACACUCUUGGACAAGCUGCCUCCCUUGGGGAGUCCCCAUGAGUCACUGACUGCCCAGCUCCAUCCCGAGAAGAUCCACAAGGAGCAGGACUCUGGGGACCCCCAGAGGAAUGGUGAUGAAACCAGAACUCAGAAUGAAGUGUUGUCCCAGGAGGAAGGUACACCCAAGGACACACAGUUCCUUGGCGAGGUAAAUGGCAGACUUGACGAAGACAUUCCUCUGCCUCCUGAAUCCAGAGAUGCUACUGAAAGCGAGGGCAGAGUGGCGUGGCCACAGAGGGAAAGAAGGCGCUAUGCAUGUGAGGACUGCGGGAAGAGUUUCAGCCACAGCUCAGACCUCAGCAAACACAGGAGAACUCACACUGGAGAGAAGCCCUACAAGUGUGAUGAAUGUGGGAAAGCCUUCAUUCAGCGCUCGCAUCUCAUCGGACAUCACAGAGUACACACUGGAGUGAAACCUUAUAAAUGUGAAGAGUGUGGGAAAGAUUUUAGUGGCCGCACAGGUCUCAUUCAGCAUCAGAGAAUCCACACAGGUGAAAAGCCCUAUGAAUGUGAGGAGUGCGGGAGGCCUUUCCGUGUGAGUUCGGCCCUGAUCAGGCAUCAGAGAAUUCAUACAGCAAAUCAGCUCUACUAAUACAGUGAAGAGACCGUUCUUAGGUCCUCAGGCCUCAUUAGUUCCCAGAGAAUCUGCUGUAGAGACUGAGUAGCCUGAAUGCAGGCGACACUUCAGUCAUCAACUAUUUCUCCAGCACCAGAGAAUCUACCUGAGAAUAUUUCCUUUUAUUUCUAAAUUACUUCAGUUUCUUGGGAAGAAUUAAGAGUUCUUUCAGAAAGCCUUGUCUGUUGACAUACUGCUCACCUACAGCCCAAAAUAACCAUGUUUCUUGGUUGAAAGGCACUGAGUGCUACUUCUCAGCUCUCCUUUUUCCUUGACCAUUCAGUGUAUGACUUAGGCAAACAUUUGCUUUUUUUUUUUUUUUAAGUGUAUUUAUUUUGAGAGAAACAGAUCUGAAGCAGGCACACGCACACAAGUGGA
Molecule: messenger RNA, 1598 nt
Organism: Hyaena hyaena (striped hyena)
Lineage: Eukaryota; Metazoa; Chordata; Mammalia; Carnivora; Hyaenidae
Gene: ZSCAN16
Product: zinc finger and SCAN domain containing 16
Exons: 4
Coding region: 150-1196 (348 amino acids)
Biological process (GO): regulation of transcription by RNA polymerase II
Molecular function (GO): DNA-binding transcription factor activity, RNA polymerase II-specific; RNA polymerase II cis-regulatory region sequence-specific DNA binding
Source: RefSeq, a predicted model, not a curated record